AUGGGUCCUCAAUCAAAAUUUUUGGCAUUAUUACAAACUCUUAAAGAUGAAAUUUUAAAAGAAAAAGAAAUUUUGUCAUCCAAAAGUAAUAGUGAAGUUUUGUCAGAGAGUUCAAAUGCUAUUGAUAUCCAAAAUAUAGAAAUGGUUAUUUCAGAAGAUGAUUUCAAUUUUUUUAAUAAUGAACAAUCAUCUUUAAAUAUUUCACCUGAUGAAUCGUCCUCAACACAAUUAUUUUUGCAAGGUAUGAACUCAGAUGAUUGUUCACUUGGAAUUCAAAAUAUUUUUCCUUCUGAAAACCAAUCAACAUAUUUUAUACCUUAUUAUAAAGAAGGCAAUAUUGUUAGUCCAAAUAGAGGAAAAUUAUUUGAUAAAUAUUGUAAUAUUAAAAGAAAAAUUAUAAAAAUAAAUCCUUCAAACAAAAGAAAACAUGAUGAUGAACCUCAGUUAAAUCUUUGUGAAGAUUAUGAGGAUUCUCUUACUUGGUUGAAAAAUCAAGUUGAACCUGAAAUUAUUCUUCAUAAGCUUUGGAAUGAAACCUCUCUACACAGGCUUAAAUUACAUAAAAAUGACAAUAUGAUGAACGUAUAUCCAGCUUUGAAAAAACCCACUGGUCAUUGUCUUGUUGAUAUUGAUUUUGCUCAUCUGUAUCCAGAUAAAACAAUGUGCCUUUUUCAAAAAUUUGAAACAUUCAAAAAUAAGCUAAAAAUAUACCUCAGUAAAAAUUGUAUUAAUAUUGGUUCACAAGGAUUAAAACUCUUCAAAAUACUUGAAACUCCUUUAAAGGCUGGAGAUGAUGAUUUGGCUGCAUUCCAACUAAUUCCAUUUUUAUUAUCACCAGUUAAUGUUGCUUUAAACAACAAACAAAUUCUCAGACCAUCAAAAAUUGAACAAUUGCAUGCUUUUAUUGUGAAUAUUCAAAAUGUUAAUGAACUGAAAACAACACAUAGACAGAAGAUAGAUUCAGCAUUAAGCUUGGGUUUAACUGUACAACCCUAUGUUGUGGUUGUUGGAAACAUUAAUGAAGCGGACAGUUCUAUGCAAUAUUUUACUAUCAUCGAUGACGUUCAAUUUCUUCUUGAAACUUUGCUGAAAGCAAUUGAUCUCUGUUUCAAACUGUUUCAUGUACUAAAUUUAAAAUAUUCACCUCAAGCACAACAAGUAUGGAAUUUUUUCGAACAUUAUUUUUAUGAUAUUUCUGAUCAGAAGAAAGGAAGAAAAUUUUUAUCUAUUCAAAGUAGUGAUGGGCACUACCGAAUAGUUUACACUAUCGAAUAGUAUUCGAUAGUUUGAAGAAACUAUCGAAUAUCUAUUCGAAUGUUUUUUACAUAACCGAAUAAUAGUUUUUAAAUAAAAACUAUCGAAUAGGUUGAUAAACUAUCGAAUAGUUCGGAAGACUAUUCGAAUAGCACUAUCGAAUAGGUUGAUAAACUAUCGAAUAGUUCGGAAGACUAUUCGAAUAGCACUAAUAGCACAUCGAAUAGUUCGAAUAAGUUUCAAUUUCAAAUAGUUUUAUUAUGGAGAUGGACUAUUCGAAUAUUUCAAUUCGUAAAUUAUUACUAGAGCAUAGAAUUAUAUGCAUUAAAAAAUAAAAACCAACCAAAUAUGCCCUUCAAUAUUUUAAAUAUGCGCUAAAACAGUAAAACGUUGAAAUAUGCAAAAAAUAAAAAAUAUCCAUAAAAAAUAUGAUUUAUUAAAAAAAAACAUCCAAAUAUACAAUUAAAAUCGUAAAAUAAAGCCUUCAAAAUAGAAAAAAAAUGGAUAAAUAUUAAAUAUUUGCAAAAAUAUGCACUAAAAAAGUUUCAUUUUUAAAAUCGUUAUGCUAUGAAACAAUAUUUUAUGCUCACUUAGCAUAUCAUACAAUCAGCCAGAAUAAAUAUGCAAAUGCGUAUAAAUCCGCGCAUAGGUAUAUAGUAUAUACCUAACAAUAUGUGUAACCAUCCGGGUUUUUACUUUUUAGUUUUUAGCGACGAAUCCUUUAAAUUCUU
Messenger RNA from Aphis gossypii (cotton aphid), 1985 nucleotides. RefSeq lists its product as uncharacterized. The transcript is spliced from 8 exons. The record is from RefSeq and is a predicted model, not a curated record. NCBI's taxonomy places the organism in Eukaryota, Metazoa, Arthropoda, Insecta, Hemiptera, Aphididae. Bases 1 to 1275 code for a protein of 424 amino acids.